Molecule: messenger RNA, 1314 nt
Organism: Oryzias melastigma (Indian medaka)
Lineage: Eukaryota; Metazoa; Chordata; Actinopteri; Beloniformes; Adrianichthyidae
Gene: ptn
Product: pleiotrophin
Exons: 5
Coding region: 195-683 (162 amino acids)
Molecular function (GO): growth factor activity
Source: RefSeq, a predicted model, not a curated record
CUUUCCUACGCCCGGCCCACACAGAGAAAUAGUAUUGGAGAGGCAGGGCAGAGGUUCAGAUAAAAAGAGCCACAGAACUUAUUGCCUUUACCCCUGACAAACAACUACCAGACCUCCAGAGUAAAGUAAGUGGAUUCUUUCUUUGUGGGUGCAGGCGGACGUAUACACUCUUUUUGUUUUGAACUCUGUGAAGAAUGGAUGGACUAAAACAGUGGAUCCAAGUGGCCGUCAUGGCCCUCCUGGUGUUAACAGUGAUGGCUGCAGAUGGAGGCAAAGCUGAGAAACAAGGAAAGAAGGAGCGCAAGUCAGACUGUGGGGACUGGCAGUGGAGCGUUUGCGUGGCCAACGAGGGCGACUGCGGACUUGGCACCAGAGAGGGAACGCGCACUGGGACCGACUGCAAGCAGACCAUCAAGACCCAACGCUGCAAGAUCCCUUGCAACUGGAAGAAAAAGUUUGGGGGGGAAUGCAAGUACGACUUCCAGGCUUGGGGUGAGUGCGAUCUGGCGACGGGGAUGAAAAACAGGACGGGAGUUCUGAAGCGGGCGCUCAUGGAUGCAACCUGCACCCCCACCGUCACGGCCACCAAGCCUUGUGGGAAAAUCCCCAAGACAAAGCUGCAAGAUGCAAAAAAGCAGAAGAAGGAGGGAAAGAAGCGAGAGCGUGCCCCCAUGCCUUGGUGAGGUUGAACCAUGAGAUCGGCGGGGGACCACAGAAAAAGAGUCCACUGCUGUACUUUAACACGGUUCCUCAUUAUGUGUCUAGUAGCUUGACUAUAGGAGCCUAUAUACUUCUGGGGAAGAAAAAAAAACAAAAAAACAAGUAUGGAAGCAUGACCUUUAGUGAAAAAUAUGUUUCAUCUUUCCUUCUUUCUAGCACCUGAUACGGAACUUUUUGUAGGAGACGGUAGGGAUGGAUAAUGAGAAGUUUUUCUAGGGUUCUCGCUUAAUUAUGUUAUUUUUUAGAACAAAUUGCCUCGUCUUUGUUCUACAGUUGCACACCCUAACUCUAAUUGUGGAAAACGUUUUGCUCUGCGGUCCGACCUAAUGAAGCAUUUUGUUAAAAGUGAAGUGGCAAACACCCUCCUUUAAUUAAUUUGGAAGUCAAACGUUUGCAUUCCUGGAGUUCACUGUGACUGUGUUCUGUUGUUAAAGGAAGUUGCAUGAAAUAACCACAGUUGUUCUUAGUCGUUUCUGCUGCUCUGUUGUAUCUCCGUUUUAUCCGCUCUCUGUCUAUGUAUCAUCAUCCACAACCUAUGCUUUCUGGUAUAUUUGCAAAAACAAAAAUAAAUAAAAAGAAAAAGUUGAAAAGACA